GGAUUGAACGCUGUCCCUCAGCUCCUCAGCAAACGUCGGCUGGCUUCCCGCCCUUCUUCUCCCUCCCUCUCUCUUUCUCCGAUGAUGUCGACGACGACGACGACGAAGCCCUCUCCCUCCGCCUCCUCCUCCUCUCUUUCCCUCUCCGCCAUCACUCUCGUCUCUCCAUUUCUCUCUCUUCUCCUUCCCUCAUUCCUUCCCGAGAGUGAACCCACUCUCUCUCCGCCGUCGCCGCCAUGGACAACCGCCGGAUGGAGGACGAGGACAGGGACGCCCUCGCUUCCCUCAGCUCCACCCCCCCCGCCCGCAAGAUCCACUCCUACAGCCAGCAGCUUCGCGCCUCCUCCGCCACCUCUCACCACCGCCGCUCCCAGAUCCGCAAGCACUCCCUCGACGAGGAACGCAUCCCCAAGAACCUCGGCCAGUUCUGCGAGUCCUCCGAUGACGACACCGAGGACUUCUUCCCUUACUCAUCCACCACCGCCUCCGCCGCCCCCGACGACGACUCCGUCGACCUCACCUACCUCUCCGCCUCCCGCCGCAUCUCCGACCCCGGAGAUGACCCCCCUCCCCUCCCCGAGUUCGUCGGCAGCGGCGGUGGCUCCGGCAUCUUCCGCGUCCCCAUCAGAGCUGCCGUCCACCCUGGCCGCCCUCCCUGCCACGAACUGCGGCCCCACCCCCUGAAGGAGACUCAGGUUGGGAAAUUCCUCCGGAACAUCGCCUGUACGGACACCCAGCUGUGGGCCGGGCAGGAGAGCGGGGUCCGCUUCUGGAACUUUGACAGCGCCUUCGAGGCCGGGUGGGGGCUGGGUGGUCGGGUCCGGAGAGGGGACGAGGACGCUGCCCCUUUCCACGAGUCCGUCACGACCUCCCCUACCUUGUGCCUGAUCGUGGACAGCGCGAAUCGGCUCGUGUGGAGUGGCCACAAGGAUGGGAGGAUUCGGUCUUGGAAGAUGGAUCAGCCCGUGGACGACGACACCCAUUUCAAGGAAGGCCUUUCUUGGCAGGCCCACCGCGGUCCUGUUCAUACCAUGGUUAUGACUUCCUAUGGUGACCUUUGGUCUGGCGGUGAAGGUGGCGUAAUUAAGAUCUGGCCGUGGGAAACCAUUGAGAAAUCUCUGUCUCUGUCAUCGGAAGAAAAGCACAUGGCUGCUCUACUCGUGGAGAGAUCUUUCAUCGACCUUAAGAGCCAAGUCACCGUUAAUGGUACUUGCAGCAUAUCUUCUUCAGAUAUUAAGAUCUUGUUGUCAGAUAAUGUUAGAGGCAAAGUUUGGGCCGCUCAGCCUCUCUCAUUCUCUCUAUGGAGUGGUCGCACAAGGGAACUCUUGAAAGUGUUCAAUAUAGAGGGUCAGAUUGAGAAUCGGGCUGACAUCUCACCUUCCCCAGAUCAAUCAGUAGAAGACGAAAUGAAGGUCAAAUUCAUGGCCACAUCGAAGAAGGAGAAGCCUCAGGGUCUCCUGCAGAGGUCGCGGAAUGCUAUAAUGGGAGCUGCCGAUGCUGUCCGUCGAGUAGCAACCAAAGGUGCUGGUGCGUUUGUGGAAGAUAAUAAGAAGACAGAAGCAUUAGUUCUUGUAGCAGACGGAAUGAUAUGGAGCGGAUGCUCGAAUGGGCUGCUUAUUCAGUGGGAUGGGAAUGGGAAUCGCCUGCAAGACUUCCAUCACGUCUCUUGUGCCGUUCUCUGCUUCUGUAUGUUUGGAACACAAAUAUAUGUGGGCUACAUCAGUGGACUGGUCCAGAUAUUGGAUCUCGAGGGGAAUGUACUUGCUGGGUGGAUAGCCCACAGCAGCCCCGUGAUAAAAUUGGCUGUCGGCGGUGGGAAUCAUAUUUACAGUUUGGCAACUCAUGGUGGAAUACGAGGCUGGAGUGUUGCUUCUCCAGGACCCAUCGAUAACGUUAUACGCACGGAGUUGGCCACGAAGGAAGUAAUAUACACGAGGUGGGACAAUGUCAAGAUAUUGAUUGGGACAUGGAACGUUGGUCAAGGAAGAGCCUCUCAGGAAGCACUUAUGUCGUGGUUGGGUUCUGUAUCCUCAGAUGUUGGGAUUGUUGUUGUUGGGUGCCAAGAAGUGGAGAUGGGAGCUGGUUUUCUCGCAAUGUCAGCUGCAAAAGAAUCUGUAGGACUUGAAGGGAGUGCUAUUGGGCAUUGGUGGCUUGACACAAUCGGGAAGAGUUUGGAUGAAGGGAACACUUUUGAGCGGAUGGGGUCUAGGCAACUCGCCGGUUUGCUCAUAGCUCUCUGGGUAAGAAAGAGCCUCAGAACGCAUGUCGGGGAUGUCGAUGUCGCAGCAGUUCCCUGUGGUUUUGGCCGUGCUAUUGGAAAUAAGGGAGGCGUAGGAUUAAGAAUUCGUGUAUAUGAUCGGAUAAUGUGCUUUGUGAACUGUCACUUGGCUGCACAUCUGGAGGCAGUCAAUCGUCGGAAUGCGGAUUUUGAUCACGUCUAUCGGACAAUGGCCUUCAGCCGGUCCUAUAAUGUUCUUAACUCUGCUGCUGGUAUGCUGCCAUACCUGAUUUUGUCUUGCUAUCUUGCCUUCUCCAUGUAUUUAUUUUGGCUACUCUAUUCUUCUGGGUUGCCGUUCGUCCUCUCUGUUGCAGCUGGAGUUUCUAGCUCUGCUCAGAUGCCUCGAAAUUCAAAUAAUGCAAAUAACAACACUGAAGAAGGGAGGCCUGAUCUAUCAGAAGCAGAUAUGGUUGUGUUUCUUGGUGACUUCAAUUAUCGGCUCUUUGGAAUAUCUUAUGAUGAAGCAAGGGACUUUGUCUCCCAAAGAAGCUUUGAUUGGCUCAGAGAAAAGGAUCAGCUGAGAGCAGAAAUGAAGGCCGGGAAAGUCUUCCAAGGAAUGAGGGAAGCACUCAUCAGGUUCCCUCCAACUUACAAGUUCGAACGUCACAAGCCGGGUCUAGCAGGAUAUGAUUCUGGGGAGAAGAAGCGAAUUCCUGCGUGGUGUGACAGAAUAUUAUAUCGGGACAACCGGUCAUCCUCAGACUCAGAAUGCAGCUUAGAGUGCCCUGUUGUCGCGUCCAUAAUGCUGUAUGAAGCAUGCAUGGAUGUAACUGAUAGUGAUCACAAGCCUGUACGGUGCAAGUAUAGCGUGAAUAUUGCCCACGUUGAUCGAUCAGUGAGGAGGGAGGAAUUGGGGAAGAUUGUCACAUCGAACGAGAAUAUCAGGUCCAUGCUAGAAGAAAUACGGUACGUUCCAGAGACUAUUGUGAGCACAGACAACAUUUGUCUCAAGAACCAGGACACUCAUAUCCUGAGGAUCACUAACCGAAGCUCCAAGGACACGGCGGUCUUUAAGUUCAUAUGUGAAGGUCAGACCACUGUGAAGGAGGAUGCUCAAUCAUCACCGGAUUAUCACCCGAGAGGUUCAUAUGGCCUCCCAAGAUGGCUCGAGAUCACACCAGCAGCUGGCAUAAUCAAACCUGAGCAAUUUGUGGAUGUCCCGAUACACCAUGAAGAAUUCCACACGCUCGAGGAAUUCGUGGAAGGAAUCCCCCAGAACUGGUGGUCUGAGGACACCAGAGACAAGGAAGUAAUUUUAAGCUUAGUAAUCCAAGGAAGUUGCUCUACCGAAGUGAGGAGUCAUCGGAUCCAUGUCCGCCAUUGCUUCUCAGGAAAGACGGUCCGCAUGGAUUCCAAGUCCAACAGCAUUUCUAAGAAAGGGCAAGGUGGAGGCGGCGGCAGUUCUAAUCAGAGGACCGACCAUAAAUCACUCAACAGUUCCAAUGACGGGAAUAUCGACCAACAGCAUUUCUAAGAAAGGGCAAGGUGGAGGCGGCGGCAGUUCUAGUCAGAGGACCGACCAUAAAUCACUCAACAGUUCCAAUGACGGGAAUAUCGACGACCAUAGGAAUCACCAUAAUUCUUAACGUUGAAGUGGCACAAGAAUGGAGUCCCGCUCUUUCUUUUCCGGGCAAAACGUCAAAGCUUGCUGAUGUAAAUACUGGAGAGCUCCAUCACCAAAAUCCAUUGAUUAUAUUUUUCGAUAGGUAAUUCUUUUGGUCAAUGGUGGCUUCUCCUUUGUUCUUUGGCUCAAAACUUUAGUCACGGCAUGGUCGGAUACUCGGAUUCUGUUGGGCAAAGGCUUUUCUUUUCGAUUAACUAUGCAGUAAGCAAAUUGUAAAGAGUGAUUCAGAAGGAGGUAAGUUUCUUAUUGCAGCUUUAGUGUACAUUAGCUUCUUAAUAUAAGUACAAUAAAUUUCAUUACCAA
Messenger RNA from Punica granatum (pomegranate), 4205 nucleotides. Lineage: Eukaryota; Viridiplantae; Streptophyta; Magnoliopsida; Myrtales; Lythraceae. The record is from RefSeq and is a predicted model, not a curated record.